GUAUGGGUUCCUCCUGGACAAGGCUCUGAUCAUCUGCAAGCGCCGUGGGGACGCUUACGAGGCCAAGGAUGUCGUGGACCUACAGAGCCACCAACUGAGGGACAGUGGCCUCGGGCCCAGGGAUGGCAAGAAGUGGUCCCACACCUUCCUGCUCAUCAACACGGCCGGGCUGCAGGGCUACGAGCUCUUCUUCAAGACACGCGAGCUGAAGAAGAAGUGGCUGGAGCAGUUUGAGAUGGCCCUGUCCAACAUCUUCCCGGAGCACGCCCUGGCGGAUGGACACGACUUCCAGAUGUUCUCCUUUGAGGACACCACGUCCUGUAGGGCCUGCCAGAUGCUGCUGAG
Lagopus leucura (white-tailed ptarmigan) is the source of this 345-nucleotide messenger RNA. RefSeq names its product proto-oncogene vav-like. The transcript is spliced from 3 exons. The record is from RefSeq and is a predicted model, not a curated record. Gene Ontology annotation, molecular function: guanyl-nucleotide exchange factor activity. NCBI's taxonomy places the organism in Eukaryota, Metazoa, Chordata, Aves, Galliformes, Phasianidae. Gene Ontology annotation, cellular component: cytoplasm. Gene Ontology annotation, biological process: cell migration; regulation of GTPase activity. The annotation marks the transcript as partial.